GGGAUCACGAUCAGUGCUUGGCGCUUGACAUUUGAGGUUAGGUUUAGGGGACUUUUUAAAAUACCUUAAAAGUCGGUAACUAGUGUAUUAUUUGCAUUGUGGCAGUAGUGGUAGUGUUGCAGAUAUCGUAACAUUCAUUUAUAUGCUAGCAUCAACAAUAAAUAUUUAUUAACAUAGAAGUGAUGGAUUUAGUGAACUCAUUUAAAGAACUAGAUUUAAGUAAAAACGACACCAAGGAACUUAUGUACACUUAUUUAGACGUGUUUAAGAAUCCAAAUAAUUUGCCAAUUAAUCAAAUUCAUCUUGAAAGAAAUUGGUAUGAGUUGCGGAAAGAUGCCCCAAUAGAUCUUGAUGUCUCUGAACUAUCCGACCAAGAGAUUAAAAAAAGAUUAUGUGAAAGAAAAUCAGAAAUAAUUCCUGCCUUGGAUAAAAGAUGGAUACCUAAAAAUAUUUUAUAUAAAUAUGAACCAUAUGUCUUUACGUUAAGCAAAGAAGAAAAUUUAACAUUUAUAACAAACAAUCUGCAGUUUAUUGAUAGUUUAGAUUAUCUUUUAAAUUGUAAUUACCACCAGUUUUGGUGCACAAUUUUAUUUGAACCUUCAGCAAUUAUGGUUUUAAGGAGUUUUAUUUUACAUCCCAUACCUUGGUAUCAGACUGUUUAUUUAGAAGAGGAAUAUGCUGACAUAUAUAAAAUAGUAUUUAAUAAAUUUCUAACUGUUUACAAAAGGCUGUUAACUUUUAAAGAAUCACAGAUCGAAUUCAUGUCGGAGGAAUAUGGUUUCAAAAAGUUGAUCGAAAGAAAAUUAAUCAACUUACCCAUUGUGAUAUCUCUUGCAUUUAUAUAUAAAAAUUGUAACUUAGACUUUGUGAAUAAAUUAACUAAUUUAUACUUUAAUGAUACUUCUCAAUUGGACUUUCAAAUAAGGGAAGUAGAGGAGAUGGUGAAUCAGACCCUACUUGUAUUAGAAAUGAUAGGAGGUCAUGUUUGUGGAUUCGAUGAAGAUGCUGUAGUAGUACCUGUUUCCAUUAAAGAAAGGCCAAAAGUAUUCAGUUUAUCUUGGGUGUACUCAGUAGUGAACUACUUGUUGAACACACUUUCCUUAUUAAAUACCCUGUUGCAGUUCUACAAACCUGCCAUCGAAAUUUGUUUGAACAAAGAACUACCAUACAGAAUGCCGUAUAUAUAUGUUCACGUUUACCGAGAGUUAUAUGAAAUGUUAGGUGUCAGAGAAGAACUUAAAAUUCAAAAGGAACUUAGCAAUAAAGUCUUUGAUGAAAUAAAUUUAGGUCGAAGUGAGUUUAUCGAUGUUUACCACGUAUUUAUUUCUCAUUGCCUGGAUAAAACACUUGAAACGAUAGGCAAUACGAAACAACAAGAAGUUAUAGUCGAGACUUACUUAAAGCUAUUAACAACAGCUUUGGAAGAUGACUACUUCAUCUGUGAUUACAACAUGAAAUAUAAUGUAGCUAGCCAAAACGAAAUAAUUGAAAGUUGUUUUCCACUAGAUACUACUAGGACGGAAUUUAUAGUUUCAUGUAUAAACAAAUUUCCCAGACAUAAAAGAUUGCAGCAAUUAUCAGAAUUAAAAAGACAAACUAUCGAAGAUGUCUUUAAGGAAUUUAAACCACCCGAAAUAGAAGAGGAAGAAGAAGAAGAGCCUCAGGCAAGUUCAUCUCAAUUAACAAUGGGACCAGGAGAACAUGAAAUAGAAAAUAUGAUUAAAGAUAUCACGGAAAUGUUCCCCCAUUUGGGAGAUGGAUUUGUGUUACAAUGUUUAGAAGCCUAUAAUUAUAACUCGGCAGAUGUAACAAAUGCGAUCCUUGAAGAAAAUUUGCCACCUCACUUAUAUGAUAUUCCGUUUGAUUCCAUAAGGAUUCCACCUGAACCUGAACCUGAAAAACCUUCCUUGGCUUAUACAGGCAAAAAACCCGACUAUGAUGAUGCUCUGAAAUUGUUAAAUGACAAACGGGACAUGGAAAAAUUGAAAACAUUCGUUUUGGAUGGAAUACAAUACAGCAAUGAUUACUUAUAUGAUGAUGAAUACGAUGAUAGGUUUGAUGAUGAUGUGCCUAUAAAAGUGGCUGAUAAUCCUAUAGAAGAAGAAAUUCUUACUUUCAAUCCUAAUCACGAAGACUUAGCCAGUGAUACGAGUUAUUCGUCAGAUGAUGAAUAUGAUGAUAAUGGAAAACCUCUUAAUAAACUAAAAUCUAAUGAAACAACAAAUAACAGAUCAAAAAUGAAUUUCUGUGAAGAUCCAGCACAAAUUAGGGAAAGGCGUGAAGCAAGAUUCCGAUCUAAGAAUCCUCAGCCUCAGACUUCUCAGAAGAAAGGCGAUGUAAUUGGAAAGCCAAAGGGUCAAGGACAAGAACAAAAUGUACAGAAAGCUAGGGAUAAGAAGAAUGUUAAUAAAUCCAGCAGAGCAAACCACAAUAGAAAGGGUGGUGCUCAAUGGAAACGGAAUAGAGGAAUGAUACCAUCGUAAUUGAUUACAGUCAAAAUUUGGAAGUUUUUUUAGUUACUUUUUUUAUGUUGUGUAAUCAAAGAAAUAUAUAUUUUUGAGUUCUC
Molecule: messenger RNA, 2566 nt
Organism: Anoplophora glabripennis (Asian longhorned beetle)
Lineage: Eukaryota; Metazoa; Arthropoda; Insecta; Coleoptera; Cerambycidae
Product: activating signal cointegrator 1 complex subunit 2
Exons: 12
Coding region: 183-2483 (766 amino acids)
Biological process (GO): regulation of DNA-templated transcription
Molecular function (GO): ubiquitin binding
Source: RefSeq, a predicted model, not a curated record